AUGCGGUUUUUAUCGAUCUUGACGGCCUGUGUGCUCACGCUGUUACCGAGUCUUGUCUCAGCGCAGAUUUCGACCGUCGAAGUCGUCCGGCUCAGCGUCGAUGGCCGAUACGACCAACCCUUGGAUCUGGAGAGUCGUCGUCCAAGUCUCAGCUGGCAGAUUGUUCAGACAGCAGAUUGCGCUGAAGCAGUCUGUCCAGGGGAUCGACAAACUGCGUAUGAAGUUCAAGUCGCCACAUCUGAACACGAUCUGAAAACGGCCAAGCUACGAUGGGGGCCCGGGAAGCAACAAGGUUCAAUCCAGUCCUUACGUCUGGAUCGCGAGCUCAAUUCCCACGACACACUCUUCUGGCGCGUGCGAGUCUGGGACGCCCUCAAUCAGCCUUCAGCUUGGUCGAAUACCUCAUCUUGGUCCGUAGGGUUGCUCCAUCAAUCGGACUGGGGUGAGGCUCGCUGGAUUGACUAUCCAGAUCGUAGCCCGAAUCAGCCACCUCCUCUGUUCACCCGCCAGUUCAAUGUACCCGAUGGUAAAGAUAUCGUUCACGCGCGUCUCUAUUUGUCCGGCAUGGGGAUGCAUCUUGCCUCUGUAAACGGCAAAGCCGUCACGGAUGAAGUGUUGGCUCCAGGGUAUUCGAAUUAUCAACUCUCAAGCGAAUACCGCACAUACGACAUCAAACGACUCCUUCGUACCGGCGCGAACGCUAUCGGGGUCAAGCUGGGCAGUGGACCGACCUACGUUCGUCGGAGCAUCACGAACCCAGCUCUCGGCCGCAAUGCGCCUUACGCCUGGUGGCAGAGCCAGCUCAAGGGCGAUGGAACUUUAUCCGAGGCUGCCGCGAUAGGCAGCAUCAGUGUGCGCCUGAACAACGCAACCGGAUAUCACGUGCAAGGCAGCAUCAACAUUGACACCAGUGGGGGCGGUGACAACCUUGAGUCGCGCGUCAUAACCGCUAUCAACACUGUACAACGAAUCGUCAGCUUUUCCCCAGCACUAAAACUUGCACAUGCUGGUGGCGCGAGGGUCACCGGUUCAGGCAACAAUAUUGCAGCCAGCGACCCGUCUGCUGGCGCCGCAGUAACUCCACGCCUGAUUGGCCGCCUUGAGAUCACCUACGAUGAUGGCAGCAAAGACAUCAUCGUGACUGACAGGUCCUGGUGCACUGCACUCGGUCCACUACUGACCGACGCUUGGUACUCGGGCUCCGAUUAUGACGCUCGCAGGGAAGUAGAUGAUUGGGAUCAUCCCGGGUCUCAGCAAGAAUCCUCCAACUGGAUUCCAGCUGGUAUUGUACCUCCGCCCAACCUUGCGACCAAGCUCGUUGCCCGUGCCGCCGAGCCAGUCAAGGUGUUGGAGUACCUCGAGCCUGUAUCUGUAUCCACCCCAUUCUACGGGACCUGGGUCUUCGAUCUUAGCCAGAACAUUGCUGGCUAUCCUAUCAUCAAGCUUCCGCAGAUGACAGCAGGUAUUAUUAUCAAAAUGGUGGCCGCUAAAUCACUUAAUCCCAACGGUACGGUUAAUCAGGAGUCCCUGGGUAUUGGAGACCGUGGCACCGACGUUUUCAACACUUAUACCACUUCUGGACGUACUGGAGGUGAAACCUGGUAUCUGGACUUCAACUACUUUGCCAUGCAGUGGAUCCAAGUAACGGGCUUACUCGAAGGGUUCAGCCCGAGGGCCGGUCUCAUAACAGGUGCUCGUGUCCAAGCAGAUGUACCUAUCGCUGGCACUUUCCGUUCAUCUAAUUCACGUCUUAACCGACUCCACAGAAUGUCGCGUUACUCGAUUGCAAGCAAUGUCAUAUCGGUAUUCACCGAUUGUCCCGGUCGUGAGAAGCUUUCGUAUCCGGCCGAUUAUACCAUGCCUAUGAGCGCCAUCUAUCACAACGUCCACAUCAACGCCUUCCUCCGUACAAAUAUGCGAAAUUUGGUAGAAGCGCAAUCCAUCGCAAACACGUCCAUGGCAGGGAAUGUGGGUCUGAAAGCACCUGUUUACGACUGGGGCUACACUGGCCGAUUUGGGGACGAAGUCAAUUAG
Molecule: messenger RNA, 2034 nt
Organism: Alternaria atra
Lineage: Eukaryota; Fungi; Ascomycota; Dothideomycetes; Pleosporales; Pleosporaceae
Exons: 2
Coding region: 1-2034 (677 amino acids)
Biological process (GO): carbohydrate metabolic process
Source: RefSeq, a predicted model, not a curated record